Serpula lacrymans var. lacrymans S7.9 is the source of this 1600-nucleotide messenger RNA. RefSeq lists its product as uncharacterized. Bases 595 to 1245 code for a protein of 216 amino acids. The transcript is spliced from 4 exons. NCBI's taxonomy places the organism in Eukaryota, Fungi, Basidiomycota, Agaricomycetes, Boletales, Serpulaceae. The record is from RefSeq and is a predicted model, not a curated record.
GGUCAAGACUACCACUAUAUGUGCGGCGAACUUCAUCUCCAACGCUUGCUCCAACAUUUUUACAACCCGAACUUUCAUAUCGGUGGUCUCCUUGUCUCCAGUUUUGCAACACCGACCGCUUUUUGCAAGACACCGCACCGAGGUUCCUGGAUGGCGUAGCGCUCAGAUCUCAGAGCUCAUGUGCUUUUGGACACUGAGCUGUCGUUUGCAGUACCGCGAAGUAUAUCGUGUGCAACUCCGUGUUGCUACAGCGCAUCGAUUCGCUUCUAUCGUUCCUCUCUGAUGUCUGACACGACCGUGACAGGGCUGUUCUUGAGUGCAAAUCAGGAAUGAGCAAUGGACCUAAUUCGUGGCGCUGUGCUACAUAUUUGAAGUUAUUAGCCGGCUACCAUCGUAGUCACCGAGGGAGUCAUCUGCCACGCAAACCGCUAUAGAUCGGAAGCAUUUGCACUGGAAAACCGCGGUCGCUAUAUACAGCAAUAUGCCUGCAUCUUAGGCGCUUUCGGUCGCUGAAAUCAUUCUUUAGGCAGCCUGAGCCCGCCCGAGCCCCAUGGUGGAUACCAAAAUGAAACGGAAGCCUCGAGCCUUGCAUUUAUGGCUCGGAUUUAUUUAUGUAGCAGGAUCCCAUCUUGUCAUUUUGUCAUCCCACAAGCUCCUGCUAUGCAUCCAGUGGCAGAGGAUGCACUAGGCCCUCUCCCUAUAGUCUUACCACGCCUACGACCCUCUCGCCUUCGCGGACCUCGUCCUCCAAGCACUCCCGGGGGCAGCGACGACUUUGACUCCAGCCUCUCGCUCUACAAUUCCAAGGCUAGCCUCUCCAGAUCACUCUCCAUGGCGUCCACACUCUCUUCUGAAAAGUCUUAUCAGUCAACGCAAUCUAGCUUUUCAUACUCGUCCUCCUCUUCAUACAUCGACAACUGUAUACUCUCUAUAGAUACCGAUUGCACACUUCAGCGCAAGGCGCAUAUUCGACGAGCACACCGUCAAAAACCCAAAGGGCCUCGUCCUCUUCCUCCAAUUCCUGCACGAACCAUUCGUCCUACACUUGUUAUAGACGUUAGGACGACGUCGUAUCACGACUACGAGCCACCUAUACCGCCAUUACCCCUCACACAGUUUCCCCUUUUAGCACCAACAGCAUGUACGACACCUGCACCUCAUCUCCCUUCACCUAUGUGUUUCUCGCCCUCAGAUAUGCUGGAUUGGGAUAGGAUAUAUGAAGUAUUGGAAUGUGUGGAUAGAUGAUCUAAGGUGGGGGAGAAAAGUACUCACGCAUCCCAGUCAUGACUCACACUGGUCUAGAUCACCUUUUUGAAAAAGGUGACCAUGUCCGCUCGACUGCGGCGGCGCCAGUUUCGGACUGUGUCACCAUUUCAAACUUACACCUUUCUGCUAAUGACUUUCACGUAUCUUUAUCACCUUCAUAUUCGCAUGAUACCAACUGGACAUUCAUGAUUUUCUUCUUCUGUGAUUAGUCAACGCUUGAAGCUCAUCAAACGGUUGACGUGUUACUGGCAACUUGAAAGGACAGUGAAGAAAUAGCAAACACUUUGUACAUUUUUGGACUUGAUUUAUUUUAGCAUGCAAAGAAUUAUACAAG